AUGGAAAUGCUCCGCCGAAUUCAAUUGACACCUUCAUUCGCGCGAGCUCGCAGAUGCACGCCGGCUAGCCUCCGCUCACCCAUACUUUGCUUUUCGGCCACUGGUCUCCCAAGACUAGCAUCGACACUUCAUACGCACAAGAAACUUGACCUUCCGGCUCUCGAUCGGAAAUGGCAAGCAAAAUGGCAAGCGCUCGAGGCGCGACCGCGAUCGGUGCUGAAAAACCAGGCCGAGACCGACUCGAAGCCAAAAUCAUACAUCCUGUCGAUGUUCCCUUAUCCGUCGGGAACCCUGCACAUGGGACAUCUCAGAGUGUAUACGAUCUCUGAUGUGAUCUCACGGUAUCACAGAAUGUGUGGCCGGGAUGUGUUACAUCCUAUGGGAUGGGACGCGUUUGGCCUACCCGCUGAGAAUGCAGCUAUUGAGCGCGGCGUUGAUCCUGCGGUCUGGACGGAGCAGAAUAUUGCACGGAUGAAGGAGCAAUUGAAGUGUAUCUCAGCUCAUUUUGAUUGGGACAGGCACACACAGCGACUAUUUCUCAUGCUUCACGAGAAAGGACUAGCUUAUCAGGCGGAAGCGUUGGUGAAUUACGAUCCCAUUGACAAGACAGUGCUUGCGAACGAACAAGUGGAUGCGAAUGGGUUUUCGUGGCGAUCUGGCGCCAAAGUUGAGAAGCUGAAACUCAAACAAUGGUUCUUCCGCAUCACGCGAUUCAAGGAAGAUCUGCUUAAGGACCUCGAUUCGCUCGCUGGGGGCUGGCCCGAGCGAGUGUUGUCCAUGCAACGGAACUGGUUGGGAAAAUCAUACGGCGCAAACGUCACAUUUCCAGUCACCACCGGCCCUGAUGGACAGGAGGUCCGUGUAGAAGUAUUCACCACACGUCCAGAUACUCUGCACGGUGUGGAGUAUCUUGCUCUGGCGCUGGACCAUCCCAUUGUUGUCAAGGCAGCUGAGACCGACUCGGCGCUUCGGAAAUUCUUGGAUGAAGCCGCAUCGUUGCCAGCUGAUUCAAAGGCCGGCUAUCGCUUGAAAGAUGUGACUGCAUCUCAUCCACUACGGCUGAUCGAUGGUGAAAGCUCUCACCUUCAGAGAAGAUUGCCCAUCUUCGCCGCACCGUAUGUCCUGAGCGACUACGGAGAAGGUGCCGUUAUGGCCGUGCCGGGUCAUGACGCCCGAGAUCUGGCUUUCUGCAAGGAAAACAUGAAUCCAGAAACCAUUCCAAUCGUGAUCGAGCCGGAGUCUUCACUUAGCGGUGCAAAUGACAGCACAAUACCUGCCAAGGACGCUAAAGCUUUCACUCAGGAUGGUCUGCUAACCUCUCGAAGUGGGAAGUACCAAGGCCUGCAUUCCCGAGAAGCCGCAAAGCAAAUUGUGGCGGACUUGAUAAAAGUUGGCCAUGCUCGAUUUGUUGAAAAGUGGCGCCUUCGAGACUGGCUCAUCAGCCGGCAAAGGUAUUGGGGAGCCCCGAUUCCCAUCAUUCACUGCGGCAAAUGUGGCCCAGUCCCGGUCCCGACUAAGGAUCUCCCUGUGAAAUUGCCCACGAUCGAAGGAGAAUGGUUGAAAGGGAAGAAAGGUAACCCUCUUGAGUCAUCCGAGGACUGGCUGCACACCGAGUGUCCCAGCUGCGGUGGUCCUGGCAAGCGUGAUACGGAUACCAUGGAUACCUUUGUUGACUCGUCCUGGUACUUUUUGCGUUUUCUGGAUCCCGCAAACAAGGAGGCACCCUUUUCACCCUCCCUUGCACGACCGGUAGACGUGUACAUCGGCGGCGUUGAGCAUGCAAUUCUGCAUCUCCUGUACGCUCGAUUUAUCUACAAGUUCCUUGCUCAGUCCGAGCUGUUCCCCCAAGGCCUUGACACCGGUAAUGGCCCCGCUGAGCCUUUCAAGACACUCUUGUCCCAGGGUAUGGUUCAUGGUAAGACUUUUACAGAGCCCUCAACUGGCCGAUUCUUGCUACCAUCUGAAGUCGACCUGACAAGCCCUGACCAACCCUUGAUCAAGGGAACUCAGAUGACGCCCAACGUGUCUUUUGAGAAGAUGUCCAAGAGCAAAUACAAUGGCGUGGACCCCACUGUCUGUGCUGCAAAGUAUGGUGCUGAUGCAACCCGUGCUCACAUUCUGUUUUCUGCCCCUGUCAGCGAAGUUCUCGAGUGGGACGAAACCAAGAUUGUCGGGGUUGAGCGUUGGUUUGGUCGACUGUGGAAGUUGGUUCUCGAUACUCAGCAGUCCUUGACCCGCGCAUCAUUAUCCAUUCCUGUGGACGACAUGGAGAGAUCCGAUGGACACAUCGUAGACUUGCCAACCUCUCUGCAGGAACUGAGUGACUCUGAUGCGGAUGCAAUUCUAGCAUCGCAUAAAAUUGUGUCAUCUGUGACUUCGUGCAUCGAGUCAGACCCUUACGGGUUGAACACGGUCAUUUCCGACUUGAUCAAAUUGACCAAUGCUCUUUCAUCUACUCCACCAUCCAGCCCCCUCGUGCUCUAUCUAUCCGUCUCAUCUCUUCUCCGCCUUCUCGCCCCCGUCGCACCAGCCUUUGCAUCAGAGGCUUGGGAGAUCCUCCACGAGAAGGUUGUAAAAUCCAGUGGCCUUGAGGUUUCAGUACCCUCAGUUCACUCCAGCCCCUGGCCCACUCCCCUCCUCACCCAAGAGCAAGCAGAGAUUCUCUCUACACGUGGUGGCCAAACAGUUGCAGUUCAAAUCAAUGGAAAGCUACGCUGUGCAGUCACCAUUCCACGAAUGGAGCAAUCCAGUUCUGCACCCGCUGGUGGCAAGGGUCCAUCGAAGGAAGAACAAGACUGGAUUAUCGGUCGAGUCUUGGAAACAGCGGAGGGUAAGCUAUGGUUGCAAGAGAAGAAUGAUUGGGAGAAGAGGAAGCGGGUCAUCGUUGUUAAGGGAGGGAAGUUGAUGAAUGUUGUCUAUUAA
Penicillium diatomitis is the source of this 2922-nucleotide messenger RNA. Its product is annotated as leucine--tRNA ligase NAM2. NCBI's taxonomy places the organism in Eukaryota, Fungi, Ascomycota, Eurotiomycetes, Eurotiales, Aspergillaceae. Gene Ontology annotation, biological process: mitochondrial translation; leucyl-tRNA aminoacylation. Gene Ontology annotation, cellular component: mitochondrion. The coding region runs from base 1 to 2922 and encodes 973 amino acids. Gene Ontology annotation, molecular function: aminoacyl-tRNA deacylase activity; ATP binding; leucine-tRNA ligase activity. The record is from RefSeq and is a predicted model, not a curated record. The transcript has 2 exons.